CUUGACGACUGCUUCAGACAUCAGAAUGAUUCAUCUGACAAUCGUGCAGAAAUAGUGAUGGACCUAACUCGCUUUUUGUACGACCACAUUUCGGAAACAACGGAUAUGUUCAAGAAAAUACUGAUAUCCUCGCAACCUGUCCACUCUUCCCAACACAUCCUGGGUAUACAAAUGCAGGGGCAAAGGAUGAAAGCCAAGGCCUUUCUGCCAAGAGUUCACCAGAAGAGUUGGAUUCUCUAGAUGAUGACAGUCAAGGCGGGACGAGAUUGAAGGGCAUUCUCUGGCCUGGCAUGGACAUCUUUGACUCUGCGACCGUUGAGAUGAAGCGUAAAAGAAAUCAAAAGAAGGAUGGCUCGAUCUUGGAGCAAAUGAAGGUUAGCAGCCUUGAGGUUGAGCCAACCGAAAUGGUUUUUACCCCGAAAGGCUCCUUUAGCAAGCAAUACCUCAUAACGGGAUCAGCGGAUGAGGAUAGUCCUUUAUUGCGUCUGAAGACCCUGCCGAAAAAGGUCCGCCAAAAGAAAAAGAACGCAAAUGAAGGCCGAAAAGGCGCCUCACCUCGGAAGGUCACAAAAAAGAUUUCGAAAAAGAAGGCAAAAGAACUUGGACAGUUGUCCCAGCAGGUCUUGGCCAUGCUUGAAAACACACAAGAGCCCACUCCUGAAGUUGCGCAGCCUCAGUUCACUGCCGAUGAAAUGGAGGAGUUCAGGCUGACAGUGGGGAAUUUCCCACCGGAAAAGGAUCCCACCUUCACAAUCUUUGAGGAUGGCAAUAGUGAAGAGCUUGAGCAAUGCAAUAGUGCCUCUGCUCCGAUGGAAUUUGUACCAACGUAUGCCGGCAGCUCUCUCCCGGAAUAUCAUGAGACGGAGCAUUCGACCCAGAACCACGGCCUUUCACUCCUCAACUCAGAGUUUAUUCUGCCUCAGAAUUUCCAUUUUGCUCCAGAGGAGAUGAUUCCCUUUGUCGGCCAUAGAUCACAGUUUCCAGCCUUGAGGAAUACUUCAUCUCGCAUUCUUCCAAGUGAUAAAGAGAAUAUCGAACCUCAUGGCAGUCGUCAGGCAAAUGUAAGGUAUUGGCCCAACCAGACCUUUCCCGGAAAGGGGUUUCAAUCCUAUGAUUUCGACGCUGGUGCGAUCCAACAGUAUCUCACACAGAUGCCGGCUCACCACACUGAUAUGGAAAUUGCCAACGUUCACGGUUUUUAUGGACAGUCAGCUGCAUUCAACUUUCCGGGGACGAAUGCUCAAAUAUGCGCUCACACUGGUUGGCCAGACAAAAUGCCUCAAUCGAGUGAUGGGCUCACUUCUACUACUAAUCAGCAUGGCAACGCUGGGAAUAUUGGAAACCUAUCGAGAACCUCUGGCUGUACCACCCGAGCUACUCUUGCGCAAAAGAAGAAUGCUGUGACGGACAACGGCGCAGCAAACUCUGGGUAUCACCAACUCCCUUACUCAACUAUUCCUGGGUUGCAAGAACGAGCUGUCGAUAUGAAUACUUUUAAUUAUGCCGCUGCUGACGACAAUAAUAAUGACGCUAAUGCAAUGCACGAAAACGGUAACGACCUUAUCUUUUCAGGAAUCUAAGCGUCUUUGGAACAUCCAAGGUACUCUCGAGUUCCAACUUUUUCUCUGAUGACAACAAAAUUCCUUGCCAGUGUCACCCAUCCUAUUCGCUUUUCUCGCUUUUGUAUGU
Molecule: messenger RNA, 1689 nt
Organism: Xylona heveae TC161
Lineage: Eukaryota; Fungi; Ascomycota; Xylonomycetes; Xylonales; Xylonaceae
Exons: 1
Coding region: 291-1580 (429 amino acids)
Source: RefSeq, a predicted model, not a curated record